Molecule: messenger RNA, 1298 nt
Organism: Mus caroli (Ryukyu mouse)
Lineage: Eukaryota; Metazoa; Chordata; Mammalia; Rodentia; Muridae
Source: RefSeq, a predicted model, not a curated record
UGAGGUGCUGUGCUUUUGUUCUGUAACCCUACUUCAGGACCACAGUUGAUCAGAGAGGCCAUCUGUAGACUGCCUGGAAGCUCAUCACUUGUAUGACCCUGACUGAAUGAAGACUAUCAGACAAAUCAGUCGUAAAUGAGCAUGGAGAGUAUGAUCCAAUGUGACUCCCAGCUGGAGGCUAUCUGCAGUUCUUGGCACCAUGUUAUCUGCCCUGGUAUACGGAGUGCGUUGAUUGACAGACAGGCUUGCUCAUGUGCUGGACUAUAUAUAGUUCACCUUGGCUAUUCUGAGGGUCAGGAGGCAGUCAGCCCAGGUUGGUAAUAGCAGUGUCUCCGAGCCCUCUCCCUGAGGACUGCCACACAGCUAACCCUUCGAAGGCCUGCUGCUCCACCUCACUUGCUUCUUACCUGGCUGAUCAGAGAAACCAGCUGGCAUACAGAAUGGCUUUCUUUUUGGUGUGGGUUAGCCUACUUCUACUUCUUCAUGCUGCAGCAUCAGCAGACGAGGUGCGGGCCCACCCGUUCACUGACGUGAGCCUUGACUGCGAAUUCUCCUUCAUAGACAGCACAGAGAACCUUGAGUUUUACUGGGAAAGAGAAGACAUAAUCGAAGAGUAUGACGCGGAGGAUCGUGAGUUUUAUCGAUUUUUCAGGUACUACGACUUCUUUCAAGUUUUCACCAAGGUGGUUUACCAGUUUUAUGACAACGAAGAGCAACUCGAAGACCAGAAUGCCUUAUAUGAAGGACGAGUCUCUGUGGAUCAGAGUGAGAUUUCUGAGGGCAUCCUGACCCUUCAACUGCAAAACGUGGAUUUCUCGGACGAAGCCUUGUACAAGUGCAGAGCUGUCAGCCCCAAUGGGAGAGGAGAGAGCACAGUCAAGCUGAUAGUGGAAGAUUCUGAAACGCCCCAGGUGAAGUUUGACAAGAUCGAUGAUGAAGAUGUGGUUACGUGCACAUCCAAAGGCUGGUACCUCACACCCAAUGUGACCUGGUUGGACCGGGGAGAGAGGGACCUGAGCAACCACAGUACGGUGGAGAUCCUGGAGGAGCAGAUGAACGGCUUGUACAGAGUGUACUCUGUCCUCAGAUAUCCAGUCAAGUUAAAUGAAAAAUACGUCUGCCACAUCACAGAGACGAACGAAAACAACCGGCCAAUCAGAUCCAUCCGGCGGUAUCCAAAGAAAAGAUUCAAUGAGAAUAACUACUAUUAAAAGAUUUGAAUGAAGGCUGGAAAGACAGCUCAGAGUUUAAGCGCACUGACUACUCUUCUAGAGGUCCUGAGUUUAAUUCCCAGCAAC